AUGUUGCUGUUGCUGUUGAGUCACCCCUGACUGGUAAUAGGCAGAUAGCGGAAAACAGCUAGAGGUGAUGCUGGAGAGCUUGGCAUCUUUGAACCGUCCCAGAGAGGGAAUAAAUGUGUUUUUCAAUUAGGAUAUCACCUCGAGCAUCUGUGCUUUACUUUACAAGACUGACGUUUUAUCAAAAUGAUGGAAGAAAUUGACAGAUUUCAAGUGCCACCGGUAAAUCCAGAGAUGAAGCUGCUGGAUCCUGCAGCAGCGUCUACUUUGGAGGCUGAAACAGAAACGAGAGAAUCCGAGACAGUUGCCAUCAACUACAAGCCCUCUCCGCUACAAGUGAAGAUAGAGAAACAGCGAGAGCUUGCGAGGAAGGGCUCGGUGAAGAAUGGAACUGUGGGUAGUCCAGUCAAUCAGCAGCCCAAGAAAAAUAACGUUAUGGCCAGAACAAGGUUGGUUGUCCCUAAUAAAGGCUAUUCAUCCUUAGACCAGAGUCCAGAUGAGAAACCGCUUGUAGCACUGGACACUGACAGUGAUGAUGACUUUGAUAUGUCCAGAUAUUCAUCAUCUGGAUAUUCCUCAGCCGAGCAAAUAAACCAAGACUUGAACAUCCAGCUGCUGAAGGAUGGCUACAGAUUGGAUGAAAUCCCAGAUGAUGAAGACCUAGAUCUCAUCCCCCCAAAAUCAGUCAACCCCACCUGCAUGUGCUGCCAAGCCACUUCCUCCACAGCCUGUCAAAUUCAGUAACCCCAGCCUCCCUUGAACCCCCCAGUCCCAACCCUGUGGGUUAAGCUCACAGUUAGCUUUAGAUUAACUACUAAAGAACUUAAAAAAAAACAACAACAAUAGAAUGGAUGUAUUAAAAUGAACAUAAAAUAGUGAAAUGUAAUGAAUGAAAAUGCACAAGUAUGUAACUGUCAUUGGUUCCUCCUAUGGUAGGAUGCGAGUCUUUGUAUCACCAGAGGGCGCUAGACUUAGGUGUGAAUAGCUUUAAGAUGCGCUGAGUUGUAUAUACAUGCAUGGUGCAACAAUAGAAGAAUACAACUGCUUAAAUAUCUUUUAAAAUUGAACAAAACUGAACAUUUCAUCCUUCUACAGAAUAGUUUUCCCAACAUUUUUGGCUUUUGGCCAAAUGAGAGAUCUGUCACAUUUAACUUAAUAGGCCUACUUACUUGAGAAAAAAAAGCUGAAAGAGUAAUAUCAGCAGACCUUAUGAUUUUAUUUUUAUUUUUAUAACUCCGUUUCUGUUUUAUAAGUUUUUCAAAUGAAAAUCAACAAUUCAGUUUCUUUCCCCGUUUUGGGAUUGCCUGCUCUAGACGCUUUCUGAUGUUAUUAGGAAAGGUGUGCUUGUUUUCUAAUGAAAGGGAAUGUAUAGUGACCGGGUGAAUUUGUUUCUCAUAAUUUUCAUUGCAAACUUACAUAUUAAUAUAUUAUGAGUAGCUUUGUAGCAAACACUAAUGAAGGGAAUACUCUUAAAUUGAGAUAUCCAUACCGGAAAUUGUAAACACUUAAAUGUUAGUUACUAAAGAUGUACCUCUACAUAGGACAAACAAGAUAAUCCGGUACUAUUUCCUGAUUCAGUGUGUUUCAUUUUUGAGAGCUCUUUGUUUCGAGGAACGUUGUGAUUUAUUAGGAAGGGAAGAAAGCUUGUGUUGAUGUAAUAGCAGCUGCCAGAUAAAUAUUCCAUCAUCUCUGUCAUUAGCAGGACAAAAAUACUAUACAUUUAGUUCAAUUAGCUUGUGCCAAAUGCAUAAAAUGCAUUGUUCCUUUAUUUUAUAGAUGGGACAUGCAUGAAAUUCCUACAGCCUGCAUUCAAAAUCAAUUUUACACUUUAGUGCUCUCGUCUUUAUAGUAAUUUUAAAGUGCAAUACCAUUUUGUGAGACAUUAAAUGUAGUACUCUGGAAUAGGAUGCUCUGCGUUUGAUGUUUUGCUUCAGUGGGAUACCUUUCCUUAAAAACGUAUUUAUUAAUUCAUCUCAGCUGUUUCAUUCAGUGACCAAAUCACUAUCACUUCUAAAAACACUCAUAGUAUGAAGGUCCUUGCAUUGAUUUGAAGACUGCACUGUGCUCUACAGUAUUUGUGUCUUCUUUUUGUCAUGCAGCUGUUGUUUGUUUUGUGCAGCUUUAAGAGCACUUUAUUGUCUUGCGUGUAUAUCGUCACUCAGUUGUCAUUGCCAGCUGUAUUUGGAUGUAGUUUCACCAAGCACAACCUAGUAACACUCCAGUUUUCAUCUUAUUUGGCAAAUUAAAAGAAUGUAUUAAGAGAGAUUACAAUAUAUAAUAGUAUAGAAAUCUAAUAUUUUGUUUCUUACACUACUGUUCAAAAGUUUGAGAUCAUUAGGAUUUUUAUUUUAAAUGUUUUAAUUUUUUCAGGAAGAAUGCAUUAAAUUGGCAGUAAAGACAUUCAUAAUAUAAAAAUAUUUCUAUUUCAAAUUAUUUUCUUUCAACAACUAUGGAAACAUUUUUCCUGCCAUGGCAAAAAUAAAUACGUUAAUUGAGACUUUUUAUCACACAAUUCAGACAUUAUUGCAAUUCAGUUUUUUUCUUGCAAUUGAGAGGCUUUUUUCCUUCACAAUUUCAACUUUUCUUUCAAAAGAAUUGUAUUGAGACGUAAAAACAGUCUAAAUUGUAUAAUCAAAAAGUCGCAAUUACCUUUAACUAUUUUUAUCCUGUUGAUGAAACGAGCUUCCAUCAUUUACUACAUUUGCAUCAUUGGAAUAAAUUAAAUUUUAAAAUAUAUAUUCAAAUAGAAAUCAGUUCUUUUAAACUGUAUUAAUAUUUCACAGUAUUCAUCUUUUUACUGUAUAAAUGCAGUCUUGGCGAGCAUUAGAGACGACUUUCAACAACAUAAAAAAAAAAAUCUUGCCAACCCCAAACUUUUGAACAUGAUGUAUGAAUUGACAGGCUUUUUGUUUUAAAUAUUGUGUAUUGGACUCACAAAUUUAGAACAGUGCUAUGUCAUUAGCCAGUUACAUAUUUUCUUUUUACUGCUUCUCAUAUGGAUACAAAACACAACAACUCCCCUAGACCAUUUCCCAAAUGCUUAUAUAUAUUCAUUAUAAUAAUAUGCAGACAAAUAUUUCCUACUACACUGCCGUUUAAAGGUGCAUUCACUCAGUAUUUUGUGUAUGUUGUGUCAUCGACACCAGCAUGAGCAUUACACAAACGCCAAUGCCAUUAUUAAUGUACUCCACAAAAGAAAAUGUCCUCUUAUGGCCAUGUUUCAGUGGUAUAGCCCUUAGCAUAGCAAUAGUUAACCUACAGAAUGGCCUGUUCAGUAGACCUACCCUAAAGUAGAUGGAGAAGUCCUCUUAAGACCGCCGUCUCUAAGCUGUCAUGCUACUUUACAGAUGUGCCGUAAGACCGACAGAUCUGUGUUGUGAUGAAUGAAGAUGUCUGUCAUCCCGUGUCAAUGCUUUGGUUAUUUGGUUCAAGAUAAAAACUCUAUUGUGUAACGUCUAAUUCACUUUCUGUUGCUACACUGAAGUAGAGUAUGCCUUAAGUAAAGCUAUACAAUGGGUCAUGCUGUUUAUUGUUGGCGGUAUGUUUUUAAUUUAUUGGUAUACAGGAUUUUGUUUAACAUUUUGUAUUUUUAGUCUAUUUUCUUUCCUACAUUUUCUCCCCCUCUGUCGAUAAAUAUGAUUGUAAAGACAUGAACCGUUUCCACAGCAGUAUUUAUUAAUGUUUGUUGUUCUGUGUAGUGAAACAUAUGAGUAAAUACAUCUGAAAUUACAAUUGCAA
Molecule: messenger RNA, 3735 nt
Organism: Carassius auratus (goldfish)
Lineage: Eukaryota; Metazoa; Chordata; Actinopteri; Cypriniformes; Cyprinidae
Product: protein FAM219A-like
Exons: 6
Coding region: 184-741 (185 amino acids)
Source: RefSeq, a predicted model, not a curated record